Carassius auratus (goldfish) is the source of this 1735-nucleotide messenger RNA. Its product is annotated as Bardet-Biedl syndrome 5 protein homolog. The transcript has 12 exons. Gene Ontology annotation, biological process: intracellular transport; cilium assembly. Gene Ontology annotation, molecular function: phosphatidylinositol-3-phosphate binding. Lineage: Eukaryota; Metazoa; Chordata; Actinopteri; Cypriniformes; Cyprinidae. Gene Ontology annotation, cellular component: BBSome; ciliary basal body. The record is from RefSeq and is a predicted model, not a curated record. Bases 144 to 1172 code for a protein of 342 amino acids.
ACUGAUGUUACCGUGGUGACGUGAAGACGCUCUGCGCUAAAUCCUCUUGCACAGUGACAGAGGAUCAGUCAAUAUUAUCGACAGAAAACUAUAUUUCCUUUGGUUUAGUUUCGCGUAUAAAGCGCCGACAGUAAGGACUUGUGAUGGCGUCGGUGUUUGACGUUCUCUGGGAGGACAGAGACGUGAGAUUUGACAUCACUCCGCAACAGAUGAAGACCAGACCAGGCGAAGCGCUCAUCGACUGCCUGGAUUCAAUCGAGGACACAAAGGGAAAUAAUGGUGACAGAGGAAGACUCCUGGUGACCAAUUUGAGGAUAAUCUGGCAUUCACUGGCACUACCAAGGGUCAACUUGUCUGUGGGAUACAACUGCAUUAUAAAUAUCACCACGAGGACAGCGAAUUCAAAACUGAGAGGUCAGACUGAAGCACUUUACAUAUUAACCAAAUCUAAUAACACUAGAUUUGAGUUCAUAUUCACCAAUGUGGUCCCAGGGAGUCCAAGACUGUUCACAUCUGUCAUUGCUGUUCACAGAGCUUAUGAAACUUCCAAAAUGUAUCGAGAUCUAAAGCUAAGAGGAGCUCUAAUUCAGAAUAAACAGCUGAGGCUUCUGCCGCAGGAGCAGGUUUAUGACAAAAUCAAUGGAGUCUGGAACCUGUCCAGUGAUCAGGGUAAUCUUGGAACGUUUUUCAUUACUAACGUGAGGAUAGUGUGGCAUGCCAACAUGAACGAGAGCUUCAACGUCAGCAUUCCCUAUCUACAAAUUCGCUCAAUAAGGAUUAGAGACUCUAAAUUUGGACAUGCUCUUGUGAUUGAGAGCUCUCAACAGACAGGAGGAUAUGUGCUGGGAUUCAAGAUCGACCCAACAGACAAGUUACAAGAUGCAGUGAAGGAAAUCAACUCCUUACACAAAGUGUACUCGGCAAACCCCAUUUUUGGUGUGGAAUAUGAGAUGGAAGAAAAGCCUCAGCCUCUGGAGGAGCUGACAGUAGAUCAGCCGCCUGAUGACGUGGAGAUUGAGCCAGAUGAGCACACAGACGCUUUUACCGCUUAUUUUGCAGAUGGAAAUAAGCAACAUGAUCGUGAGCCGGUGUUCUCUGAAGAGCUGGGUCUGGCUAUAGAGAAAUUAAAAGAUGGAUUCACACUACAGGGACUCUGGGAAGUCAUGGGUUAAAAAAUUAUGUAUUUUCGCAUUGCAUUGUCUAUAUCCAAUAUUAAGAUUUUUUCAUUAGCAAAAUGUCAAAAUUGUAUUUAUUUUCAGAGCCGUUUUUGAUAUUUUAUAAGUCUUAUGUUUACAAAUCAAAUGUGAACCAAGUGUAUGUAAAAUUAAAAGUUCAUUUUUAAACUUGUGUGUUAGAUGAAUAGACACAGAAAUAGGAACAUUCAUAUACGUGUUAAAUACAAAAUAAUAUAUGUAUAUUGGUUUUAGGUAGAGAACUUUACGUGCUGAUUUUGCUGUUGUAUUGUAAUAAAUGUACGAGGGAAAAUGAUGUUGGAAAUUGUUGUUUGAUCAUGUUUUUGGACACUUGUUUAAGCCGUUUUCAUAGUAGUGGGUUGAUCAAACCAACACGUGCAGUUUGUUGGCUCAGGAUUGACAGGUCUGCUUAAAAAUGUGCCAGAGGAGCUCAACUACUCCACAAAUGACCAGAAGAGCUGAUUAACACAGCUGAUGUUUGCUGACAUUUGAAGAAACAGAAGGUUGUAAAGUAAAAAGAGCAUUUAAAGGAAUACUUCACA